Messenger RNA from Durusdinium trenchii, 3807 nucleotides. The record is from the annotation of a GenBank genome assembly. NCBI's taxonomy places the organism in Eukaryota, Dinophyceae, Suessiales, Symbiodiniaceae.
AUGUGUUUUCCAGGUCGUCCAGUGUUGCAAACCAGUUUGAAGGUUCACCACCAGCCAGGUUUCAAUGUUAAAGUGAAUCAGCAAUUUCUUGACGCUACCGGGCGCUACCCCCCGAUCAUGUCUUGGAGCAGCUUCGUCAACACAGACGGAUCGUCAGGCUUUUAUCUGGCGGAUGACAGCGCCUGCCAGGACCCUCCAAACCCUCCAGCUGCAUCAUUUCAGUUGCCUUUGGAGGAAGAUGGUCUUUUCCUGGACACGGAGGACGUUCAAUCCAUGUCCACGUGGAGUGACGCGUCGGAGCACUACUUUGAUUUAGAAGACAUGGAGGUCUGGCCUCUCAAUGCAGUUGGUGCGAAUUCUGCUUCUGGGUUUGUUUUGGAAGAAGAGCCAGGGUCGGUUGAGAAACAAUGGAAACCUGGGCUUGACAUGGGUGACGCUGUUGGCCGCCUUGGCGUUGGACUUGGAAAUAUCAGUGGGCAAAGUCAGAUGGUCCUUGCUAAUCUUUACUUUAGCCUGCGUCGGUUACCAGUGGGCUUGGUGAAGCAGCUUUGCGAGCAACUCCUCCCAACCAAUCAAAAAGUUGCAAAACCAUGGGCUGCUGAGGCGGCUGCCCGUUUGAGCAGGGUUGCUGCGAAUACUAUCAGGGCAGUGGUUGCCAAGUUGCGUGCCCGAAGCUGGGCUGUUGUUGAGCCAAGCAGCAAGCGACAAGCGGACCUUCAGGAAUGUAGCACCAGCCAACAACGAAACCCAACUCGGAUCAUGAACCACUUGGUUGAAGAAGUCAUCUCUCAUGCCUAUGAGGGUGGCAGCGACUUAGAACUCUUCCGAAGGCUGCAGAGGCUAGAAGCCCAUGGCAUUGACCUUGGUGAUAAGUAUCACUCCACGGAGUGUUUCCAAUUGAUAGAGUAUUUGGCAGGACAAGCGAAGCAGCUCAUGGACAGUGAAGACUUACUGGCGGAUUUGGGUGGCCUUGGUAUACCAUCCAGGUUCUCCGUGAUCUUUGAUUGUGUUAGUUUGGGGUCAACAUCCUUUUCGAGGCACGAGACGCUCUUAGUCACUGGGCUCUCCCAUGUUUCGCAUCAUUCCGGCCAUUUGCAGUCGAUUUUGAUCGGCGCGCCAAGUGCCGGGCUUUCCCACAGUGGGCAGGCUCAGGCUGACAAAGUUGUUGGGGCUUUGGCCAGCCACCCUGCUCGGCUUUGUGCUGAUUUGUGCAGUCGGCGCCUUAUGGCCAUAGGGGGUGAUGGGGCAGUCGUGCAAGGCGGACCGGAAUCCCGCCAUUCGUCCACGCGGGCGGGUAGCAUGGUUUGGCAAACUUUUCGGGCAGGAGAGCCAGAAUUUUUGAUAUGGGACAUGUUUCACAGGGAGGACAUUUGCCGAAAGAGGGCCUUCAGGUCCGUUCCACUCUGCGUUGAACUCUUUGACGUUUCAGCCGCCAUGGCACAGCUGUAUGGGACGGGUCAGGGUCGCAUCGUUUUCCGCUCCACUGCUGCCCACAUCGAUUGCAAGGCAUUGGCGGUUCCUGCACUGAGUGGGACCCGCCCGACCGUGUCCGAGCCUGGCGCCCCAGGUCGAUUGUACGCCAAUUUUCGAGCCUAUGCGGCGUCCAUGCAUUCUAGGAUGGAUUUGGCGAGAGAUGGAUUUGGAAGCCAGACCUUGCAGAAGCUAGUGGGGAUUGGGCAGCGUUUGACAGCCAUCGACUUUGUGACAUUCUUGGUGUUGUUUGAAGAUGUUGGCCGCCACGCCCUCUAUGGACGAGGGCAGGUCUUUCAAAGCAAUGCCGCGGACAUUUGGUCGGUGGAGCACUCUGCCUUUGGAGGCGUGAAUGCAAUUGGUGAUGCUUUGGGCCAAGUUCGAACUUUGAGGCGAUUGGUCUUUAUUUGCAUGCUGCUAAAGUCGUAUGUGUCCAGCAAGGACAUUUUGGCGUUCUUGCAAACUCUUCUUUUGUCUGCCUUCGGAAGGCCUUGGAGCCGGUUUUUGGGAAACUUGGGCGGAGUGCUUCUCCAACAUCAAUUCCAAAAGUGUUUCUUACAACUUCCAGUUGACCACAGAGCUGAUAUUCAAUGUUUGGCCCCCAAGUGCCAAUGCAGUACUUUUGUGAACCGUGAUGAGCCCUCUACUGUUGCCAAGAGGCUUCGUUGGAAGGGAGGGCGCAGAAAGCAAGUCAAAGUUCCGCGGUGGGUGGCACGGCCUACCGGCAACUUUGAAGAUGCAGGCGCUCGCCCAGCUGAUGUGAUUGAUGUUCCUCCCAGAUAUGGCUCUCGCGUUUUGGGUCCCGGACCUCCUGGCAUGCGUGGGGUGAAGCAUUUGUACAAACAGACGCCUGGGGGCCCACCAAGAUGCGUCGUCGGAGUUGGCGAUCCCCAUAUCUUCUCCUGUGUUGACGCUGCUCUACGCGCAAUUGCAUCUUUGUUGGCAGCCCUGCUCAGAGAGUAUGAAGAUUACUUUGGGCCUGUCGGCAUUUCAACGGAAACUGCAGAUUUGAGGGCUGCCAUGCUCAAGGCAUUUGAUUGGAAAGAGCUUCUUGAAGUUCGCCAGCCUCGCCCAGAACACGUGCAAGCUUUCCACGCCGUUCUUCGGAGAUUUGAGAGGGUGCUUUCAAGGACUGAGUGGCCAGACCCAUACAUGUUCCCGUAUGUCCAGCGUAAGUGGGACAGGUCUGGAUAUCACGAGGCUCAAUACGUGAUCUUGGUCCGCAACGUUGUAGACUUCAGCCAGAACACUCCCUUCCGAACGAGAUGGUGGGAAGUAACAGAGUACAUGGUCGUGCCUGUGCGAUUGCGUGGUUGUUUCCUUGCUGGCUUCGGACCACACCUGCGCAGUUUGGGGUGGGCAAGGCUGACGGCGCUGUGUGUAAGCCAUUUGGUGGAAAGUUUUUGUUCGGUGGAGCAGGCCAAACCUUGGGCCGUCAGACCCGAGUGCUUGCGCUCUGUCGGUCGCAGCGAAGCCGCGCGUGGGUGGAGCAUGACCGCGGCUCAUUAUCGUGGAUCUACCUUUGCCUCUGUUGUGAAAAGUUUUCCUGCAGCCGAGCUUGCAAGCCAAUUGGUUUGCGUUGUGGGUUGCGCCUCAAGACUUGAUGUCAGCUCUGUCUCAGCCAGCAUCGACACGGUGCCCGAAAUCCACGCCCCACGUUCUGGAGGGCCUUCAGAGUGCCAUGCCUGGCACGCUGCCUUGGUUCACCACUUGUGCAGAGCGCAUGCCUGCGCCGAGAGCUAUUGCGAGCGCAUUGGGUCGCAGCUCCACGAUUUAUUCAAUAGCGAUGGGGCAAUGAUGCCUUCGAGAGUAGUCAGCAGACUGCACAUCAGGGAGGGCCGCCUUCAAUGCUUGGGCACGCGGAGAGAUGAGGCCGUUGUUGAAGAAGUUGCCCGGGCCAUGCAGGAAGACCUUGGUAUGCGGCCUCUGAUUUCUCGCCGUCAAGUUCGCCGACGGCUGAACUCUGGAGCCCCUGCAAGUUCUUCUUACCGGCUCUCCUCCGGCAAGCAAGCCUCUGUGGUUGCUUUGGAAAAGACAGGACGUUGUGCAGAUGCCACUGCAGUCGAUCUUGAGCUGAACCGCUUGUUGCUCCCGGAUGACCGCGAAGCGUUCCGGAAGACGCACCGCCCGCUGGAGUGGUCCGAGAACAACAUCGUUGCGCUGAACCGAGCGAUCACUGAGCGAGGAUACUUGGCACCGCUUCCGCUGUUUGUUGAUCGGAAGGCCCGAAGAGGGCAGACUCGUUCGGCGCUAGCUGCCAAGCUGGCAGAUUGGCUCCAAUCGCCUGAGGCGAAGGAGUGGAGGGAGGCCAGAGAAAAACUCUGGGCGUCUGAGUGA